ACGCGAGGUUGAUGUCAACGCUGCCACCCAGCGGUGUCACGUCUCACCGCAGAUGUUUUCUCGAUGGAGGAUAAUGGUAGAUUGACAUCGCUGGAUCAGAUUCAUGGUCGUGUUGUUGACAACAAACCCAUCCGAACAGGGACGAUCGCACGUCUCGCUCGUACAGUCGUGCACUGCGUUUACCAAUCAUGGGCAAAUUAAGUGUCACCAUCGUUCUCCGCUGGCCUCCUUCAAAGCACGUUCAGCAAUAGAAACCGACGAGCAGUCAUUACAAGCGUGGUAGACCAGCCGUAGUUCUCACUGGAAGACUGAUGGUGUGGGUGGGUGGGUAUUUUAAUAGUGCAGUGUGAAGUGACCAUUAUCGCCAUAUCACCACGGUCUUUGAAGGCAGCAUCGUGUCACGUGACCAGUGCACAGCUGAGUGAUGGUGGGUUAGGCUUGCCCGUUGCUAGCCUGUUCGCCCAUGUAGCCUCUUUAGCUGUGUCUAGUAACAGCCGUUUCCCUUCAGCCCCCAGCCAUGGGGAGGAUACAACGCAUGCGGCUGCCCUUCGUAUCCUCUCAUAUCAUCCGUUUUUGGUUCGAUGUCAAUGUCGUUAUUUGCAGCUAGGACUGUGUAUUUAGCUCCGCUAGCUUGUGUUGGGCGAUCGCAGGGCCACGGCCAAGGCCGAGCGGAGAAAAGACAGGCCGUCGGGCAUUUGCUGUGUGGGUGGACGGAGGAGGAGGAGGAGGAGGAGGUUGGGUUUUGGAUCAGAAUUUCGAACGCGCCUCCACUGUCAUCCUCUUCACCAUCAUCGUCCGCUUAGCCAUGUCUUCGUCAGGGUGCUGCCACCUACCUGGCUCCCUUUGUGAUUACUCUGGGAACGCAGAGUCUGAUACCUCCAAGGAUUCGGAGGAGUCUGAUUCUACCGGGCGGGCCCAGUACAUUGCCAAGGUGACGGCCAAAGAUGGGCGCCCGCUCUCCACUGUUGUCAAAGCAGUGAGCUUGCAGAGUGAUGUGGGCAUGUGUCGGAUUUGCCAUGAGGGGGCUGGAGGGGAGACGCUGCUCUCACCCUGCGACUGCACUGGUACGCUCGGUAAAGUGCACAAGAGCUGCUUGGAGAAGUGGCUGUCCUCCUCCAACACCAGCUACUGUGAACUCUGUCACACAGAAUUCACCAUUGAACGACGACCACAACCACUCACAAAGUGGCUUAAGGACCCAGGCCCUCGCAGUGAGAAGCGCACACUGCUGUGCGACAUGGCCUGUUUCCUUCUCAUCACACCCCUGGCAGCCAUCUCUGGCUGGCUGUGUCUGAGGGGAGCCCAGGACCACCUGCAACUGAAAAGCAGACUGGAGGCUGUCGGCCUUAUCGCCCUCACCAUUGCCCUCUUCACCAUCUACAUACUCUGGACACUGGUGUCAUUUCGGUAUCACUGUCAGUUGUACUCGGAGUGGAGGAGGACCAAUCAGAAAGUGCGCCUGCUCAUGCCUGACAUGAAAGGGGCGCACACCACUCAGCGCUCCGUGCCGACCAAGUCGACCAAGAAAAUGACUGAUGAGACCAUCGUAUGAGUGCGCAUCGGUGGCAAAAGGAAUAUUUAAAAUGACGCCCACUGAAGCACUACCUGAAAACAAGGUUAAUCGUGAUCAUAUUUUUUGCACUUCAUAAGGACCAUUUUGAGAGGAAAGAUGUACCUCGUCCUCCUGUUUUACUUUAUUGAAGCACUUGAUGUAAACUACUACGGUAUUGGCCAACCACACAUUUUUUGGGGGGGGAAGAUCUCGUUCCGGAGUCAUAGUAGAUGUUAAAACACAGGCUUGUCUCUGGUCACCCGGUGC
Pungitius pungitius (ninespine stickleback) is the source of this 1819-nucleotide messenger RNA. Its product is annotated as E3 ubiquitin-protein ligase MARCHF2-like. Gene Ontology annotation, molecular function: ubiquitin-protein transferase activity; zinc ion binding. The coding region runs from base 806 to 1552 and encodes 248 amino acids. Lineage: Eukaryota; Metazoa; Chordata; Actinopteri; Perciformes; Gasterosteidae. Gene Ontology annotation, biological process: protein ubiquitination. The transcript has 5 exons. The record is from RefSeq and is a predicted model, not a curated record.